UGGAUGAGUAGCAACAGCAGCAGCAGCAGCAGCAGCAAUAGCACUAGCAGCAUCUCCUUUGUGGCUUGCUGGGGGGCUCGGUCACUAGAGCACCGCGCUCCCGCUCACAGACACACAGGCGCUCCCAGCGCCACCGUCACACACACGUAGUGGCAGUGGCAGUCGUCGUCAGAGCCGGCGCUGGGGCAGGGACAGGGACUGCUACCUUGACGACUGGAGCUACGGCGACAGCAGCUGCGGCACCAUGGCGCAAGCCGCCAAGCAGCUCCGUAAGAACAAGGACCUAGCGGAGCUCGCCGCUCAGGAGCUGAAGGAUAAGGAGGAGGAGAAGAACAAGAAGAGGAAUCGAUCGAGGGACCGCAGACGCAAGGCGGAUGCUGUCACCAGUUUCCUCCGUGCAGCCCGUUCAGGGAACCUUGACAAGGCUCUUGACCACAUCAAGAAUGGAAUAGACAUCAACACAUCAAAUCAGAAUGGGCUCAACGGUUUGCAUCUGGCCUCGAAAGAAGGCCACGUCAAGAUGGUCCUGGGGCUACUACACGCAGGCAUUGUCUUGGAGACCACCACUAAGAAAGGGAACACUGCCCUCCAUAUCGCUGCAUUGGCAGGCCAGGAGAAAGUGGUGGCUGAGCUCGUCAACUAUGGAGCCAACGUCAAUUCCCAGUCCCAGAAAGGCUUCAGCCCCCUCUACAUGGCUGCACAAGAGAACCACUUAGAGGUCGUUAAGUUCCUGUUAGAGAAUGGAGCCAAUCAGAGCCUUCCAACAGAGGAUGGGUUCACGCCGCUGGCGGUGGCUCUCCAGCAGGGUCAUGAGAACGUGGUGGCCCUGCUCAUCAACUACGGCACCAAGGGCAAGGUCCGUCUUCCCGCUUUGCACAUUGCUGCACGCAACGACGACACACGCACUGCCGCAGUACUGCUGCAGAAUGACCCUAACCCCGACGUCCUCAGCAAGACUGGCUUCACUCCUCUCCACAUCGCGGCUCACUAUGAGAACCUGAGUGUGGCCCAACUGCUAAUUAACAGAGGAGCCAAUGUCAACUAUACUCCCAAGAAUGGUAUCACCCCCGUGCACAUAGCUUCUAGGAGGGGUAAUGCGAUCAUGGUUCGGCUUUUGCUGGACAGAGGGGCCCAGAUAGACGCCAUGACCAAGGAUGAGCUGACCCCUUUGCACUGUGCGGCCAGGAACGGUCACGUGAGGAUCAUCGAUCUACUGCUGGACCAGGGGGCUCCCAUCCAGGCCAAGACCAAGAAUGGCCUGUCCCCCAUCCACAUGGCGGCUCAGGGUGACCACAUGGAUUGUGUGAGGCAGCUCCUUCAGUACAACGCUGAGAUCGAUGACAUCACGCUGGACCACCUGACCCCUCUACAUGUGGCGGCCCACUGUGGUCACCACCGCAUGGCCAAAGUACUGCUGGACAAGGGGGCCAAGGCCAACGCACGUGCACUGAAUGGGUUCACUCCCCUCCACAUCGCCUGUAAGAAGAACCACAUGCGCUCCAUGGACCUGCUUCUGAAACACUCUGCCUCCCUGGAGGCCGUCACAGAGUCUGGUCUGACCCCCCUGCAUGUAGCAGCCUUCAUGGGCCACCUGAACAUUGUGAAGAACCUGCUCCACAGAGGUGCUUCUCCCAAUGCCUCCAAUGUGAAAGUGGAGACGCCCCUCCACAUGGCUUCCAGGGCAGGCCACUGUGAGGUGGCUCAGUUCCUGCUGCAGAAUACAGCCCAGGUGGAUGCCAAGGCUAAGGAUGACCAGACCCCUCUGCACUGUGCGGCCCGUAUGGGACAUAAGGAGCUGGUCAAGUUGCUCCUGGAGCACAAGGCCAAUCCUGACUCGGCUACCACCGCUGGCCACACCCCCUUACACAUCGCCGCCCGUGAGGGACACGCCCACACCACCCGGAUUCUCCUGGAUGGGGCGGCCCAACAAACCAAGAUGACAAAGAAAGGCUUCACUCCUCUCCAUGUGGCCUGUAAGUACGGCAAGGUGGACGUGGUCGAGCUGCUGCUGGAGAGAGGAGCCAACCCCAACGCGGCUGGAAAGCAGAACGGCCUGACUCCUCUACACGUGGCCGUCCAUCACAACAACCUGGACGUGGUCAAGCUGCUGGUCAGCAAGGGAGGCAACGCACACAGCACUGCCCGGAACGGCUACACUCCUCUGCACAUUGCAGCCAAGCAGAACCAGAUGGAGGCGGCCAGCUGCCUGCUGCAGUAUGGAGCCUCUGCCAACGCGGAGUCCCUCCAGGGGGUCACACCCCUCCAUCUGGCCUCACAGGAGGGCCAGCCAGACAUGGUGGCCCUGCUCAUCUCCAAGCAGGCCAACGUCAACCUGGGGAACAAGAAUGGACUGACCCCUCUGCACCUGGUGGCCCAGGAAGGUCACGUAGGGAUAGCAGACACCCUGGUCAAACAGGGGGCAUCAGUCUACGCAGCCUCACGGAUGGGCUACACAGCGCUUCAUGUGGCCUGUCACUAUGGCAACAUCAAGAUGGUGAAGUUUCUCCUGCAGCAGCAGGCUCAUGUGAACAGCAAGACCAGAGUGGGCUAUACUCCCCUGCACCAGGCUGCCCAGCAGGGCCAUACUGACAUAGUCACCCUGCUGCUCAAACACGGAGCCCAGCCCAACGAGAUCACCACCAAUGGAACCUCUCCUCUGGGCAUUGCCAAACGACUUGGUUACAUCUCUGUCAUUGAUGUGCUGAAGUUGGUCACCGAGGAGGCCGUUUCCGUGAUCACCACAGAGAAACAUCGGAUGAGUUUCCCUGAGACAGUAGAUGAGAUAUUGGAUGUUUCAGAGGAUGAGGGCGUCGCAGCGCUAACGUUAGGUGAUGAGUUGCUGGGGAUGGAUGGUGCUCGCUACCUGAAGCUUGACGACCUCAAGGACCAGGAUGAUGAUUUCCUGUCCCCUAAGAAGACCCUGAGAGACUUUGAGGGCGGCCUGGGCACCACGCCCUACUCUCCUGCAAUUCCCAGAAUCCCAUGCGUGUCCCCUGAAACUGUCCUGCUUGAGGGGCACACCCCUGUCCCCUUGCCUAAGGAGUAUGAUGAGGACUCUCUGAUCCCCAGCAGUCCUGCUACAGAGACCUCCGACAAUGUUAGCCCAGUGGCCAGCCCCAUACACACAGGGUUCCUGGUCAGUUUCAUGGUGGAUGCCCGGGGGGGCUCCAUGCGUGGCAGCAGACACCACGGGCUGCGUGUCAUCAUCCCCCCUCGGACCUGUGCUGCCCCCACCCGCAUCACCUGUCGUCUGGUCAAACCCCAGAAACUCAACACCCCACCCCCGCUGGUAGAGGGAGAGGGCCUGGCCAGCCGUAUCAUCUCCCUGGGGCCCUCCAGUAUGCAGUUCCUAGGGCCAGUGAUAGUGGAGAUUCCCCACUUCGCUUCUCUGGGUCGAGGGGACCGGGAGCUGGUGGUUCUGCGCAGUGAGAACGGCUCUGUCUGGAAGGAGCAUCGCAAUCGCUAUGGCGACGAGGUGCUGGAGACCAUUUUGAAUGGCAUGGAUGAAGACCUGGAGAGUCACGAGGACUUGGAGAAGAAGAGAAUCCGCCGCAUCAUCUCCACGGACUUCCCCCUCUACUUCGCUGUGGUGUCCCGCGUCCAGCAGGAGAGCGACCUGAUUGGCCCAGAGGGCGGUCAGCUGGCCAGCAUGCUGGUCCCUCAUGUCCAAGCCAUCUUCCCUGAGACAGCGGUCACCAAGAAAGUUCGACUGGGGCUGCAGGCUCAGCCUAUCCCAGACGAGCUUCUGACUCGACAGCUUGGUAACCAAGCGACCUUCAGCCCAGUGGUCACGGUCGAACCACGACGACGCAAGUUCCACCGGCCAAUAGGAUUACGCAUCCCGCUGCCCCCGUCUUGGAGGGAGAGUUCACGUGACGCUGGGGAGGGGGACACCACCAGCCUGCGCCUCCUCUGCAGUGUCAUUGGUGGAACAGCACCAGCCCAGUGGGAGGACAUCACUGGCACCACCAAGCUGAUGUACACCAACAACUGCGCCAACUUCACCACCAAUGUCUCUGCAAGGUUCUGGCUGGCAGACUGCCCACGCACAGCCGAGGUGGUGACCUUUGCCAACCUGCUGUACCGGGAGCUGAUGGCCGUGCCCUACAUGGCCAAGUUUGUAAUAUUUGCCAAAAUGAACGAGGCGCGCGAGGGCCGCCUACGCUGCUACUGCAUGACCGACGACAAGAUGGACAAAACCCUGGAGCUGCACGAGAACUUCAGCGAGGUGGCCCGGAGCAGGGAUAUAGAGGUGAUGGAGGGCAUGCCGCUGCACCUGGAGUGCUCUGGGAACCUGGUGCCUGUGAGGAAGGCCACUCAGCAGCCACGCAGCUUCAGCUUCCAAGCCUUCAGAGAUAACAGACUGCCCGUCUCUGUCAAGGUCAGAGACAGCAAUAAGGAAGCCUCUGGGUUCCUUUCUUUCCUGCGGAAGUCUACCAAGUAUGAGGAUGCACAGCACGUGCUGUGUAACCUCAACAUCACCAUGCCUCCCUGUGUCAAGGUUGUUGGGAGUGAGGAACGGAGGCGAACUCUGACCCCGUUGGCCCUGAGGGAACGCUACAAUGCGCUGAACGAGCCCGGUCUGGCUACAGUGAAUGUCAUGGAGAGGACCGAGCUCAAGAUCUCCCUAAUAUCCGAACAGCUGGGAUUGAGCUGGGCAGAGUUGGCACGGGAGCUGCAUUUUGGUGUGGAUGACAUUAACAGAAUCAGGGUGGAGAAUCCUAACUCCCUCCUGGACCAGAGUUCAGCCCUGCUCAAUCUGUGGGUUGGCCGGGAGGGCAAGAGGGCCAAGAUGGAGAGUAUAUAUGUAGCUUUGAAGAACAUUGACCGUUCAGACAUUGUGAGUUCCGUGGAGGGCCAGCCACAGACAGGGGCCGGGGCCUCAGAGGAGGGGGCCUGCAGACUGGUUGACCACGACUCCACCCUGCUCUCCCCCAGUGUUAUCAAUGGUUACGGACUUGUGCAGGAAGAGCUGCUCUCCCCAGCCUCCAUGCAGUACAGUCUGCCCUCUCCGCUGGGAGCUGAGCCCUACUGGCAGGAGGUCUCCAGCCUGGAGUGUGCCCCCAUCGCCACCACCGAAGAAGACACCCUGAUGGAGAUGUCAGACGUGCAGGUGUGGCCCUCGGGGGUCAGCCCCUCCCUGGUCACAGUGGAGGACUCGUCCCUGGAUGGCAGCAGUCGGGCUGACGACUCAGAGGGGGCCACCCUGUCCCUGCCCUGCAGCCUGAGGCGCCCCAGCAGUGGGGCCAGUGGCUCCAUCAUAGAGCUGGAGGAGGAGGAAGAGGAGGAGGAGGAAGGGGAAGUAGAGGAGGAGGCGCGGCAGGAGCUGGCGGACAGGGACCGGGUGAGGGCCAGCGGCGCCGUGCCAAAGGUCAACCUGAAUGGCCAGCUGGGAGGUCAGAGGUCGGAGGGCAGGAGGGUGGAGGUAGCAGCAUCAGUGGUGGGCAGCAGUGUGACUGGAGGAGGAGGAGGAGGAGGAGGACUAAGACAUAGUUCAGAGGAAGGGCUUUCUGUUGUUGCAGGGCAGCAGGUUUAUGCCCAGCUGUGUGAGAUGUCAGGACUGAGCCGAGCAAUGGAGCACAAUGGAGACAACAGGGUGGUUGGGGGCGGUGCUUUCCAGCCGUACCUCCCCAACAAGGACUCCCUGCGCGGCUGGGCAGGGUCGCAGGCGCCCAGGCUGCCCCGGCAGAGUGUGGAGACGCUGAUGAUGUCACCAAGGUCUCGUGUACCCCAAGAGGCUCUGCUGACACCGAUUGAUGCUGAUAAAGAGGACUAUGCUGUUGAGUUCCUGGCUGAGGAGCAGUUGGUGGACGAACAUGGAAACGUUGUCACUAGGGAGGUGGGGGUGGAUGUGAGGAAGGGUGCUCAGUCAGUGAAGCGCAACAGUCUGCGGAGAGUAAAACACUGAAACACACAUACCCAGUCCUCAAGAACCGGACAUCCACUGCCAAACCAUCCUCCACAAACAAAACGCCAGGUGACAGAGGACAACAAGGAGGAGACUAGAGAAGACUGAAAGAAGGACUAAGAUCAGCAAACAACAAAUACAAACACAACACAUCAUCUGCAGUAUGACCCUGGAUCGCCACAACAAGAAGAAACGAGAAGGAGAUCUACUUGUAGUUUUGUAACAUAAAACAAAGAUACUUAACUAGAGUAGGGCAUGAUUUUUUUCUAUAAAAACGUCAUAAAAUCCAACCAGAAAACAAAAAACAAAAAAGUGCUUCCUGUCAACUGUAAUUGCAUGAUUGACUGCUGGUGCAUGACCAUUGACCUUUGAACUGUCAUUAUCUACAAACUCAAUUGGUACAAGUUAUGGGGCCGACCCAGGACUGACUGGGUCAGGGACGAGUUUAAGGACCUCCCACCCCCCCGCCCAAAAGGAUUGGUUGGUGUUAGCAAGUUGAGUCUGGUAACACUACUGCCAAAAAAGCUCAUAUUUUUUCCGUCUUCAGAUUGCUAUGAUACAGUCAAUCCAAUGCUGAGCUUACCAAUGCUUCUUUCACUUGGACCCUAUUUCCUUGUUAUUCUAUGUGAUAUAUGCACUAUGCUCUGUGGAUGUGUGUCUGUGUGUGUAUGUGUGUGUAUUUCUACCGCAUGUGUUCUCUCGCUUCUGGCUUGGCACUGAGCCGUGUCCUGAUUGGUCAGUGCUCCUGUGAUGUCACGGUGUGCUCAAUGUGGGAAUGAGAAACUCACCGUGCUCCCCUCCUCGGGAGCGUCUGUCUGUGUGUGACGUCUUUCCUUUGUGAACGAGCUUCUCGUGUUCCUUUAGCUCUGUUCACCCCAGUUCCACUUUGUCUGGCUUGGAUAGGGACUAGCUUCCCCCCCCCCCCUGUUUUAGGAGGGUGUGCUUUAUUCAGACAAUGGGAAUGUUUUUCCAGAUGGGAACAAAAAAAAAGUUUGUCGCUUGAUAGCAUUGCGUGGCAGCCAGUGUAUUCUAACAUUAAUGCCCAAAACAUCCCAGAUUUACGGUAGCAUGGGGUCCCCUUCCCCUCCUAUCCCCCCCUUUGCCAUGUUGACACCACACUCCUCUCCAUCAACUCCUGUAGCUCCAACUUAAAUCUCUACCCAAUCAGCUUCAUCCACCGCUUUCUCUCAUAUUCUCUCUGUUUGCUGUGGCUAUAGCACCUCACGACAUCGCCCUUUUGUGGUUCACAUUCAAUUGUGCUUUUGAUUUGAGGGGGUGAAGCAGACAGGGGAUUAAUGAUCAGUGUGGAUAUUCAUAUUCAUGGGAAAGAGAUGGAGGUAAAUGUGAAGGUUUAGAUGGAAUGCUAGAGACUAGCAUAGCUAAGCAAGUAAGGACAGACUGACAGAUAGCACUGUGAUCGCCCAAUUUAACACUGACCCCUGAGCCCAUGUACCCUGUACUGUGAACUUAGACACACACACACACACACCUCAUAAAUGCAUACACACACUCACAUAUAUCCUUAAUACACACAUGCACACAGCACAUACAGUAAUUCAUUUAUUGUGCCCUAGUUGUUAUGAGAAGCCUGGUCGGACUCAGAUUAUGUACUUUGGUGUCUGCCACAGCAAUAAUAUCAGACAAGAAGGGAGUGUGUGUGUGUGUGUGUGUGUGUGUGUGUACAGUGGGAGGGUGGGUGUUCUGUAUCUGCACAUUAUGGUAGCAUUUAAAGCAUUUCUCUCUCUGAAAUUGGUGCAGACAAAUCAGAAGCAUGCAUGUAUACAAAAGUUACAAUCCAAGACGGUAUGCAAACAGUUUUCCCCUCACAAAUGUGAUCCUUUCAAUGCAUUCACGAUUGACAUUUCGUAAUGGUAGCUCCUCUGUUCCUCUGACCUUCAUGUUGUUGUAUUAGCAUGGUGGCACUGCCACCUGGUGUUACAAAGAGGUAUCACAGACUAGAUAACUGGAUUAGCGCUAGUAAAGGUUUCGGAAAAGGAUUUGGUCCAGCACUUAACGUAGCAGAUAUUACCCAGGAUAUGCUAACUUCAUACAUUGAAUCUUAGGAAUGGAUCUCUCAUGGUAGCAUUUAUUUACUAUAUAUGUAUGUAGUGUGGUUGGAGUGAAUGUGACUGAAUGAUUUAGUGAAUAGAUUAGUAACACGUCACCGACACGUAUUCCCUGCCAAUCAGUGCACAUUAAAACCUCAUCUGUUAUGCCACAUAUAUCACAUAUCACUUAUCAUUCACUCUUGUUCCACUCAGGUUUCAGUUCUAGCAGGAUCCAAGUUUUGCCCUGUUUUUGAGUUCAGAGCCCUCUGUAGAAAGAGAACCAUGGGUGUUAACAUGAGUGCUGCGGAAUCAGUUUGUGUGUGUGUGUGUGAGAGUGUGUGUGAGUGUGUGUGAGAGAGAAUGUGGUGGAGGGGUCAUUGGUAACAGGUGAGGUGUAAUUAUAAAAGGGUAUCCUUUAGUUAGUAUGUUGGUGGAUUCCCUAGGUGAAAGGUCCGUGGUCUUUAAGCCUCACCUCUCCAGGUCACCUAAUUUAUCUUAAAACAGCAGUGUAGCUGAUUGACUUAUGUUGCUGCUUUGGGUCCGAAUAGGCUAAUGAUGAAGAAAAGUGAGACUCUCAAUCAGCAAUUGAUAAGUCAAUCAAUCUAUCAAUCAGGUUUUCCACAAGAACAAGACACUGAUACCUGAUAUGGAUGAGAUAUAGAGACCAUAGUCCUGAAAGGUAUUUCAAAUGGAUGUACAGCAUGUUUGAUUAAUCUCAGAUGAAGGGGAUCUGUGUAUGUGGGUUUAGAGGUUGACAAGAUCAAACUGAAAGUUGAGCCGGUCCACAAGCCUUUGCACUGUGAGAACUGUAGACUCCGCCAGUGUGUGUGUGCAUGUGUGUGUGCUUGUGGUGUUCAGAAGGUUGAUGAGGAGAGAUGGACAUGGUUUUAAAACUAGGGACACAACAUGAGGACAUGGAAAUGAUCAUGUAUUUUAAAGAGUAUUUUAAAAUUACUGUUGCAAAGAAUAGAGAUCACCUAUAAUCCUUUAGAAUGGAAACGUGACAAUAUUAACGCAAUAUGAUAUUACUCUAUACUAAGGAAUGCAACUGCACACAUGCACAGAAAAUGUUUUUAUGAAAAUGUAUGUAUAAAUAUAUGACAAAAUAUAUUUAAUUAGAAUGCUAUGCACCCUUAUAGAGUUGUUAUGGAUGUUCUUUAAGCAUAUUAACUAGACUAUAGUA
Oncorhynchus tshawytscha (Chinook salmon) is the source of this 9139-nucleotide messenger RNA. RefSeq names its product ankyrin-1-like. The record is from RefSeq and is a predicted model, not a curated record. Gene Ontology annotation, molecular function: protein binding. Gene Ontology annotation, biological process: signal transduction. The transcript is spliced from 43 exons. Lineage: Eukaryota; Metazoa; Chordata; Actinopteri; Salmoniformes; Salmonidae. Bases 245 to 5908 code for a protein of 1887 amino acids.